Molecule: messenger RNA, 1197 nt
Organism: Caenorhabditis sp. 36 PRJEB53466
Lineage: Eukaryota; Metazoa; Nematoda; Chromadorea; Rhabditida; Rhabditidae
Source: the annotation of a GenBank genome assembly
AUGUCAUCAAAAGUACCGAUCUUCAGCCUCUCGAAUGGGGUUCGGAUGCCGAGUGUCGGUCUGGGUACUUGGCAGGUGAGGACGCACAGAAAGAUGAAUUCAUACGAAUGCGUUUAUACUUGAGAUGACUGGCGAAGAGGCGAAGGUUGUGAUCCGGGACGCCAUUGAAGCCGGAUAUCGGCACAUCGACACAGCGACUUUGUACCAGAACGAGAGUCAGAUUGGAGAUGCUCUUGCCGAACUAUUCGCGGAGGGCGUCGUGAGAAGAGAAGACAUUUUCAUAACAACCAAGGCAUUCUGCCACGAAAUUGCGCCGGACGUGGUGGAAGAGGCACUGAGAAACUCUUUGAAACGCCUCCGUUUGCAAUAUGUUGACCUUUAUCUCGCGCACAUUCCGGCUGCCACUAAUGUAAGAAUCGGAAAGUGGGCAAACGAAAAACAACAAAUUAACAGGAAGACGGUAGCCAUCGGACCGACGUGAAAGUGGAGGACAUUUGGAGAGGAUUCGAGAAGGUUUACGAUCUCGGACUGACCAAGGCCAUCGGGGUUUCCAACUUCAAUGAGAGUCAAUUGGAGAGAAUAAUUAAGAUAUACAAGGUCCCAAUACAUGUUUCACAGGUGAAUUGACGACGAUAUAGGUGCGAGAAUUUGAUUUGAUUUGAUUUACAGCUGGAACUUCAUUUGUACCUCCCUCAGAAAGCUCACAGAGCUCUUUGCAAGAAGCAUGAUAUCAUAAUAACCGCCUACGCAAGUCUGGGUUCUCCGGGAAGAAUGCAAGUGGUCGCUUCGAAUGGAAGACCUCUGUUCGAUGGGACCAAGGAUGCCGCGAACGAGAUGAAUGACAGAAAUGUGAAAGCGCUGGCUCAAAAAUACAGCAAAACUCCUGCUCAAGUGAUUGCAAUCUCCUUUUUCCAUUUUUCAACUCUUCUUUUUUCAGAUUAUCAUCCGUGCCACUGUUGAGAUGGGAAUCGUUGUCAUUCCGAAGACUACCAUCAAGAGUCGGCUUCAAGAGAACAUCAACGUCUUCGACUUUCCAAUGUGUCCAAUGGAUGUCAUCUUUCUGGAAUCGGACGGCAAACAUAAACAGGAACGUCUAUUUUGGUGGCCCAAGUGCGUCUCAACUUUGUUUCAGAUCAAACUCUAUUCAUUUGCAGUGUUGCCGAGCACCCCGAGGAUCCAUUUGCAGCGGAAAGAUGA